GUCGGUGUGUUCGUGCCGUGUUGUGAGGGGGGCAGGGAGCCCGGGGCCGCUAACAGCUGUCUGUCAUGUCGCACAUGUCAUACAAUGGUGCUGCCAUCAUGGCCAUGAAGGGAAAAAACUGUGUGGCGAUCGCAUCCGACAGGAGGUUCGGAAUUCAAGCGCAGUUGGUGACAACUGACUUUCAGAAAAUCUACCCUAUGGGGGAGAGACUAUAUAUUGGAUUGGCUGGUCUUGCUACAGACGUACAGACUGUCUCCCAGCGUCUAAAGUUCAGGCUGAACCUGUAUGAAUUAAAAGAAGGCAGACAGAUCAAACCUAAAACCUUUAUGAGCAUGGUCUCCAAUCUCCUCUAUGAGCGACGAUUUGGCCCUUACUACGUGGAUCCCGUCAUUGCCGGACUUCAUCCAAAAACUUUUGAACCCUUCAUUUGUUCACUCGAUGUAAUUGGCUGCCCCAUGGAGACUGACGAUUUUGUGGUCAGUGGGACCUGCUCAGAGCAAAUGUACGGCAUGUGUGAGUCCCUGUGGGAGCCAGACCUGGAAUCAGAAGAUCUGUUUGAAACUAUUUCACAAGCCAUGUUGAACGCAGUGGAUCGCGAUGCUAUAUCUGGUAUGGGUGUCAUCGUACACGUGAUUGAGAAAGACAAGAUCACCACCAGAACACUAAAGGCUCGUAUGGAUUGAAACGCUCCAGCAAUCUCCAUUGUAUUCUGCGAUAUAACUUUUUUUAAAAAAAAUUGUAUACAAAUAAAUCUAUUCUCAUUGGAAUAGGUUUCCUGUUCUGGUAUGUGUUCAAUGACUGUCUUGUUCGUCAUAAAACAAAUGUAGAAUUUUAAGCAAAGUAAAAUGGCUGCAAUGGACCGUUAGCAUAGAUACUCCAAGACAGGUAUAGUGGAGCGUGGGAGUUCACAUAACCUUCACGUAAGGAGAGUAUCUUGCCUGAGUGGACGAUGGAAUCGGCUGAGCGUUUAAUUAUUCCACUGUAUAAAUGUGAAAGCCAGUUAUCCUGGAACUGAAUCCAUAGCGGAAGGAGAAAAGGAGCAAAGUAGAAACCUGGUAUUUUUAUUGCGUUGUGCUCAGUCUUUGAAACGUGUCUUUCUUUUGAACUUUGAGAAACCUCCUGGUCACACAAAUGUUCUUUCAUUGUAUUGUCUCUCUGGCGCAAGAACAAUAAAUAUGCAGACAGUU
Molecule: messenger RNA, 1187 nt
Organism: Callorhinchus milii (elephant shark)
Lineage: Eukaryota; Metazoa; Chordata; Chondrichthyes; Chimaeriformes; Callorhinchidae
Gene: psmb3
Product: proteasome 20S subunit beta 3
Biological process (GO): proteasome-mediated ubiquitin-dependent protein catabolic process
Cellular component (GO): proteasome core complex, beta-subunit complex; proteasome core complex
Source: RefSeq, marked provisional